AUGGCAGCACCUCCGCCCAAGCCUGGCCAGCCUGGCCAGCCUGGCCAGCCCAAGGAAGCAAAAAAAGGGUUUAAACGCUACAGGUGGGAAUUCAAAGACAGCAAUAAAGAGUUCUGGUUCACGGGACACGCCAUAGCCAAGAUCAUAACUUUGGCCUGCGCAAUCAUUGCUCUGGAGCUCUUCGAAACUGUGGGUGGACACCCUCUCCUGAUCCUGCUUCUUACUAUGGAGGUGUCCAUCAUCACUUUUUUCAUAUUCCUUUACAGCUUUGCCAUCAACAGAUACAUUCCCUUCAUCUUCUGGCCUGUUACUGACCUCAUCAAUGACCUGGUCUGCUGUGCCUUCCUCAUCGGUGGCAUAGUCUUUGCUUUGCAUGCUAGAAACACAUUGCCAAUGGCCUACUUAACUGCUAUGAUACUUAUGGGAGUUGCUGCAUUUUUUGCUAUCGUCGACCUGUGUCUUCAAAGAAAACACCUUAAAGCCAAGAAGCUUCGAAAGCUUGCUCUGCUUGCCCCAGACAAAGAUGGUCAUAUGCCAGACCCAGCCCUGCAUGCAAUGCUCGAAGCUCAGAGAGAAGAGGAGGAGGCAAGGCAAAAGGAACAGGAGAAGAGAGAG
Psammomys obesus (fat sand rat) is the source of this 615-nucleotide messenger RNA. Its product is annotated as CKLF-like MARVEL transmembrane domain-containing protein 2B. The record is from RefSeq and is a predicted model, not a curated record. Gene Ontology annotation, cellular component: membrane. Lineage: Eukaryota; Metazoa; Chordata; Mammalia; Rodentia; Muridae. The annotation marks the transcript as partial. The transcript is spliced from 4 exons.